Diaporthe amygdali is the source of this 993-nucleotide messenger RNA. Its product is annotated as formamidase. The record is from RefSeq and is a predicted model, not a curated record. The transcript has a single exon. Gene Ontology annotation, molecular function: hydrolase activity, acting on carbon-nitrogen (but not peptide) bonds, in linear amides. Lineage: Eukaryota; Fungi; Ascomycota; Sordariomycetes; Diaporthales; Diaporthaceae. Bases 1 to 993 code for a protein of 330 amino acids.
AUGGCACACUCCUUCCAUAUCCCGCCUUCUAAGGCACACCUAAAAUGGAGCAACGCCCUCGCGCCAGUCCUCACAGUACCCUCCGGCGCCGAGAUCACAUUUGAUCUCAAAGACGGCGGGAACAACCAGAUACGCCCUGACAACGAGGCCACGUGCCUCUCAACCUUCGACCUCAGCCUUGUAGACCCUGCCUUUGGGCCUAUUUACGUCGAAGGCGCUGAGCCAGGCGACGUGCUCAAGGUCGAGGUCCAGUCCUUAGCGACAGCAGACUACGGCUGGACUGCCAUAUUCUCAGGAUUCGGUCUGCUUGCCGACGAGUUCCCAGAGCAGCACGUCAAGAUCUGGGACAUCGCCGGGAAGUCGCUGCUCCCCGGGAUCACAGGCACAAGCGGUCCUCCCCGGGCUGUAUUUAAGCCUGGGAUCUCCGUCCCUGUGCGGCCGUUCCUGGGCGUUUUGGGCAUCGCGCCGGCCGAACAGGGCGAAUUCAGCACCAUUCCUCCCUACGCGCUAUCGGGGGGCAACGUUGACACCAGGUACCUGGGAGUGGGGUCUACGGUCUACUUUCCUGUGCAGGUGCCUGGCGCUCUGUUCAGCUGCGGGGAUGGGCACGCAGCCCAGGGCGACGGGGAGGUCUGCGGGACGGCCAUAGAGACGCCGAUGAAGGCAAGUGUCAAGCUGAGCGUCAUCAAGAAGGAUGCGGAAGGCUGGCUGGAGCUCUCGUGCCCGCACUAUACUACGCCGCCGCGGACGGGCGAGGUCGCCGAGGACGACCUGAAGGGGACCUACGCUGCUCUGGGCAUCCACGCGGACCCCAGGGAGGCUGCUAGGAUGGCACUUCGAGGCCUCAUUGACUGGCUGGAGAAGACCAAGGGCUUGACGAGGGUAGAGGGCUAUAUGCUAGCAAGUGUCGCUGCGAGUCUGCGGAUGACAGAGGUUGUUGACAUGCCCAAUUUUGCAGUUUCUUGCUCUAUCCCGUUAAGUACAUUUGAAUAA